CAGUGAAGCAAAUUUCCGCUCUUAUUGUUGAUCUAGACCUACUGAGAAAAAAAAAAAAUAAAAGAGUCCAGGAUGUGAACUGCUUGCUAACAUUUUCCAUGGCUUAUAACUGUUUGUUCUGUGUUUCCAAGAAACUGGGAUCUUCCUGAAGAAUUAAAUGAAAAAAAGAUUAUGGGCAAGUAUCCUAGAGUACCGUACUUGUGUGAAAGUACAUUCUUAAGUGAAAGGGAACUGUUUUUCUGUUAGUAACGAAGAUUUGCAACAAAGACUUGGAGCUGAUUCCAAACCAUGGAUGUUUUAAACUCUGAAGACAACAGCAAUUAUGAGGACUAUUAUAAUGCAGAAGGACUUGAGGAAUAUGGACUCUGCAAGAAGACACACGUAAAGGAAUUCAGCAAUGUGUUCCUACCUAUAUUCUACUACAUUAUCUGUGCACUGAGCAUUAUUGCUAAUUUAACCCUCCUAAUAUUGUUCAUCAAAUACAAAACUCUGAGGAAGGUGUUGCCUCUGCACAUGGUCAUAUCGGAUUUUAUUUUUACACUGAGCCUUCCGUUCUGGGCAGUGUAUGCCAGCAGUGAAUGGAUCUUUGGUGAUCAAAGCUGUAAGGCAAUCACAUUGGUUUACAUGGUCAGUUUGUAUAGCAGCAAUCUAUUUGUUGCUAGUCAGAGCUUGCAAAGAUUUAUGGACAUUGUAUAUGUUGUUUCUACCAUCAGGAUAUUCAACAGUCUAAAGAGGAAUACUAUUCUGUGCAUUUUGGUGUGGCUUUUAUCGUUUUUGGCUGCUGCUGUUCAUGUCAACUUUGUUGAGACUCAAAAGAUCCAUGAACAGAACAUUUGCACUUACAACUUCAACAAUAAAGUUGGCUGGAAAAUCUAUUUAAGAUUUCAGAUGAACAUACUUGGGUUUGUGAUACCAUUUUUAGUGCUCCUAUUUUGUUCCAUCAGACUACCAUGUGUUGCUGCCGUGAGGAACACAUUCCAGAUGUUUCGAUAUGAAAUUGGAUUCACUGUCAUGUUUUUUCUCCUCUGGUUCCCUUAUAGUGUUGUAAUUUUUUUGCAUACUUUGCAAGACAUUCAUGUUUUUUAUUCAUGUACCACUAACAUACACUUUGACUUUGCUAUUCAUGUGACAGAAUGCAUUGCUUUCAUGCAUGUUUUCAUAAAUCCUCUUUUGUAUAUUUGUUUAAACAAAAAUGUGUGGAAACGAUUGAGAAAUGCUUGCAAAACUCAAAGGGAGUAUCUGCUUGAGGAAUCCAGCUCUUUAUCAAAUAUUUCAAGUCAGGGUGGUGCUAUAGAGCUGAGGUCAGUUCAGCAAUAUCAAGCCCAUGACCUAAGCUUUUGUGCUGAACGACCUAAUAACUUACUACCUGAGGCAAUGUAAAAGCUUUAUUAUGUUUAUGAUAUAUAUACAUACACCUAUUAUAUACCUAUUAGGCAUGACAUUAUGACCACCUUACUAAUAUUGUGUUGGUCCCCCCUUUGCUGCAAAAACAGCCCUGACCUGUCGAGGCAUGGACUCCACCCUAUUGAAAAAAUAAGUAUGCUAAGUAUACUUAUACUAAUUACUAGUAUAUUUCAAGUGUGUUAAUGAUUAGUUAACUUAAAGUGUGCUAUUUUGAAACAACUAAUUUUGUACUAAGUAUAUUUUAGUUGUAAUUAAGUUGUAUAAAAACACAACUUUAAGUAUAUUUAGUGUUUUUUUGUGUGCUAAAUUGAAACAACUUCAAGUAUACUUAGUACACUUUAAGUGUAUGCCUGUGUAGGGACUAAUUACAUGCUUGAUUAGUGAUAUUAAAGUGUACUUAAUUUGUGUUAUAAGUAUAUUUGUCACGUUCCCAGUCAUUUCCGGACUACAUUUCCCACAAUCCUCCCUGGCAAUCACCUGCACUCUCUCCACCAAUUACCAAUUGCCACAUACUGUUGCAGCACAUUCUCUGGACUAUUUAAGCCACACGCACCCUCACACACUUUGUGAGGUCUUGUUUCACCCAGUGUACAAUUCUGAGCGUUAUUUACCCUGUCUGUCUGCCUGUUUUUGAUCCUGUCUGUUCCCCGUGUUCGUAUCUCUGCCGCCUGCCCUUUGGACCAUUUGGAUUGUUUAUUGUUUCCUGGUUUUGUGAACGAUAUCUGCCUGCCCUGAUUCAUUGUCUGUUCCUCGACUACGAUUUUGCCUGCUCUCUGCCAUACCUGUUUGCCACUGUUUGACCAUUGCCUGUUUUACUACGAACUCUGUUUAAUAAAGCCUGCAGAUGGAUCUUACCUUGAGUCCCACCUCGAAGUCGAAGAGACAUUUGAAUUCCGAAGUCUCAAGUUUAACCACUCAACAUAUUUUUUUUUCGCAUGUAACGUUACUUGUGCUGCUUGGUGUGUUAUAUAGAUUUGUAAUAUGUGUGUACGAUUGUAAAAUGAUUCUGCCAGUGUAAACUUAUUAAACAUAUUUACACAUA
This is a messenger RNA of Megalobrama amblycephala (Wuchang bream), 2446 nucleotides long. RefSeq names its product atypical chemokine receptor 2. Gene Ontology annotation, cellular component: membrane. Gene Ontology annotation, biological process: chemotaxis; immune response; G protein-coupled receptor signaling pathway. Lineage: Eukaryota; Metazoa; Chordata; Actinopteri; Cypriniformes; Xenocyprididae. The record is from RefSeq and is a predicted model, not a curated record. Gene Ontology annotation, molecular function: chemokine receptor activity. The transcript has a single exon. The coding region runs from base 289 to 1380 and encodes 363 amino acids.